AUGACGGCCUUCAAGGUGCGACUGCGUGUGCCGUCGGCGCAAAAUGCCCAAGCCUCGUCGGGGCCUAAGGAAGCAUCGCCGUCGUCUUCAGCGUCACAGCCCGAUGCUGAGGCGGCGGCUGAGUCGCCUGCGGAUGUCUCCUUGCAGGGCGAAGCGGCCUCAGAGGACGAAUUAGCAGACGAUUCCAUGGCCGCAGAGGGCUCACCCGAUACGAGCCUGAACACUACUGAACCGAGCAAAAGCAAAAAGGCCAAGUCCCAUCGCCGCUUGCCGCCUGCGCCCGGCUCCAUCUCAGCGGUGGCUGCUACCCUCUCCCUCGAGGAACUCGAUGCACUUCCGUCGGCUAAGCGGAGAAAGGGACUCAAGACACGCGGCGCCCCGGGCCCUGGUCGUGGCUGGCGAAAGGGACUGUCCAAGGGACAAAAGCCCGUGUACCGCCUUCCAGGAUCGGGCAUGUCGACAGCGGACCUGCCCCAGAACCUGGCUGUGCAAGCGACGACGCCACCGACGAUCGGGAAGAUGGCCGCGGCUAUGACGUCAGAGACAUCGAGCGCCCAGAAACGCAAGCAUUCCUCCAGUACCAAGACGGAUUCGCCCGCCCCCUCUACCAGCACGAUCAGAGUGGCGCAGAAUGCGCCAGACGCCGUAUUCAAAUACCCAUCGAUUCCUUCGUCGAAAGACACACCAGAUAUCCUGCCAUUGGCGCGCAUCCCCAACUAUAUUCCCACGAUACAGCCGCUUGCGCGAUCCUUUGCAUCCAACAAGCCGCGGCCCUGGCGGCAGGCGACGCGCGAGAUUCUCAGUAUCGGCGGUCGUCCAUGGCGUGCGCCCGUGUGGCUGAGUGAGGCGUCAGACGAGCCGGCCGCGCCGCAGGAGGCACCAGCCUCGGAGGAGUCGACGCCCGCACCAGCCACAGCUUCGUCACCGGCCUAA
Molecule: messenger RNA, 933 nt
Organism: Malassezia restricta
Lineage: Eukaryota; Fungi; Basidiomycota; Malasseziomycetes; Malasseziales; Malasseziaceae
Product: leucine-rich repeat protein
Exons: 1
Coding region: 1-933 (310 amino acids)
Source: RefSeq, a predicted model, not a curated record